GCUGUUUUUGUCAUUAUCUAACUUUUUUUUAUUUAACACGUUGUGUUCAUAUAAGUCGAUUCUAAAUAAGUAGUCAAGUCCGGAUCAUCCACAAAGAUAUGUCCCGAAUUUCGAAGCGCAUCUAUGAGCCUCGCGCCGCUUAUCCGGAUCGUACCAAAUCCGAGGAGAAGUCCGUCACGGAGCUGAAUGUGACGAUCAAGAAGCUGGACACGGCACUUUUGCUGCUUAGCUCGAUGGAGGAGUGCGUCCUGAUCUCUGUCUUUAGCCAUAUAACGGACUUUGCUCGCCGCCAGGAUGCGAAUGUCCUGGAAUUGAAGGAACAUCGGCUGCUGGAAUUACUCCUGGAGAAGGAGUUAUUCAUCAGCUGGGACAGCACAAUGAUUCGCCGGUUCGCCUUGUAUCUGCUCACGGCUCUGCUGGACAUCGUGGACAUGUCCACCUUUGAGCCAAAUCAGCCGAAUCAGAUCCUGGAACUGGCCCGCACGUACUACCUAAGGGAGUCCGACGACUUCUGCAUCGAGUAUCUGACAUACAUUCUGAACGUGUGCCUGAGAGAUCCGCAGAUGGCGCACAGUAUUGUGGAUGAAACAGAGUUCCUGGAAAAGUUCAAGCUCGUGUUCAUAAAUUCCGAGAACCCGGACACGGUGUUGCAUUCCAUCGAGGCUCUGCAUCAGAUGCUGCAGGCCCAGAGCGCCGACCAGAUGCUGCAGUUCACGACGCAGCCUGACUUUCCGGUGGAUCGCAUCAUCUGUGAGGUGACCAGCGAGUACCAGGAGAUUCGCAAGGCGGCCUUAAAGGCCCUUAAGACCCUGCUGUCGGAUACGGGAGAGGACAGUGUCUUUGAGCCCAUGUAUCGCUGCUUUAUGGUGCUGGAGCAGCUGGUCAAGGCCUUCUGCGACAAUCCCCAGGGCCCCGAGGCGACCGAUAUAAUUGAGGUGCUAGCCACGGCCCUGCGUUCUGAAAAAAUGACCAAGCUAUUCUUCGAGCAAAACCUCUUUGAUAUGGUGGUCGAGCAGCUGCAGGUGUACAUGGACCAGCUGCCGCUGCAGAUGCGCUGCACCAUCAUUUCCAUCUUCGCGGAAACUGCCCAGUACGAGCAGUUCUUGUCGCGCAUGCACAAGGCGGAAAUCACGGACAUGUUCCUGAAAUGCCUCAUGGAGAACAAGCCAGCACCGGCUGCCUUUGUGAUCCAGGGUCUGUGUCGUCUCUCCCAAUACCCGGAGGCGCUACGUCGUAUCGUGGCCGAGUAUAAGGAGGGUGCAAUUCGUAAGCUAGUUUCCAUCCUGCUGUCAUCGGAAGUGGCCAUCAAGACGCGAGAACAGGCGGCCGAGUUCCUAUCUCGCCUGCUGGUGGCGUCCUUCCGGGAGACGGCCAUUCAGCUGCAGGAGCAGGACAUAGCCGCCGUCCUCGCCACUGUCUUCGCCCAGGGACUGCCAGCUCUCUCCAUUGAUCUAAUUCUCUCGCUGCUGACAGUGAUUGAGACUCUGGCUCAAAACGAGGAGUACCGAACCCUUCUGGGGGUGUAUUCAUCCUUGACAGAACAGAUUGCCCAGCUUUUAAUGCGUGCCUUUGCCCACUCGAUCCUGGUGAACAACAUCUUCCGAUGCUUUUGCACGCUGAUUGAUGAGGAGCGGGUGCGUCUGACUCUGCUGGAGAACUACAUAGUGACUUCUAUCAAGCGUGCCCUCAAAUCGCUGUCCAAUCUGGUGAAGACCUCGGUAACCAAUUUCAUACUGCAAACUACGCGCUUCAAUGAGUUCAUCGACGUCUACAUCGAUCGCGGCAUUCUGGAAGUUUUGAUAGACUACCAGAAGCACGCCUUCUGCGUUUCCACUUGGGGACCGGCCAUCGAGAGCAUUCUGUCCAAGUGCCCGACCCUGAAGUUUUGCAUCCGCAAUUGCCUCACUUUUACGGACAUAACCGCUGGAAAGGACUUCUAUGUGCCUCGCAAAAUGUACGAAGACUUUCGCAUCUUCCAGAACAUCCUGCGCACCGACUGCUCGCCGCUGGACGCUGUGCUGGUGGUGAACUUCGAUCGUCCCACGGCGGAUAAGUGCGAUCUAGUCGAUGUGCCCCUUAGGUGCUUGCACACAAUCACGGAGCAGACUGCCGAAGAGGGCUGGAUCUACUGCAAGCGUCCCGGGGACUCGUAUCUUCCGGAAUACCUGGAGGCACUAAAUCAGACGCUGGAGGAGAAUGGUUUGGUGGAGAAUCCCGAACGAGUCCGACGCUCCAUUGACUUCGACAACGUAGCCAAGCGCAGCAGGCUGAUCGCCCAGGCGGUGGCGGGCGUAAUGAGCGACAAUCUCAAGAUCUUGGACCUAAACUCGACGGAGGAGUGCUCCCGCCACACGGUCAACUGUCAUAUGGCUGACCUGCGCUACGUUUAUCACACCAACUUCAUCCCGAUCGGAGCAGUGCGCAGUGGCUGCCAGUUCGAGCGAGCGAUCCUCUUCAAGGGUUUGGCCGACCAGAUCGGACUCCCAUGCACUCUGCAGCGCAGCGUGGAUGGCCGAGUGCUAUACAACGAGGUGCCGCUGCCCCUAGAGCCCGAGGAGGAUGUGCACUGCGACAAGAAGACGCUCAAGUUCAUGCCUUGGCGGAUGCUGAGACCCACCCAUGUGGUUGAUCUCAUGUACAACGUGGGUGAUCUGUAUCCCAUGCAAAGCCGGCAGGCGCUCCAGUACCUGCGUCUCUACUGAUUUACAGUUUUCACUGUACCACCACUAUCACUGUACCACAGUUACUACUGUACCCAUACAGUUGCGUUUUCAAAAUUGCACCGUCCAGUUGUUUGUAAAAAAAAUUAGUAAAGAGCAGCAUCCUGGAAGGUUAGCUGUAUAUUGUUAUUUAGUUUAAAA
Drosophila serrata is the source of this 2861-nucleotide messenger RNA. RefSeq lists its product as uncharacterized. The record is from RefSeq and is a predicted model, not a curated record. NCBI's taxonomy places the organism in Eukaryota, Metazoa, Arthropoda, Insecta, Diptera, Drosophilidae.